Heterobasidion irregulare TC 32-1 is the source of this 766-nucleotide messenger RNA. RefSeq lists its product as uncharacterized. Bases 139 to 633 code for a protein of 164 amino acids. NCBI's taxonomy places the organism in Eukaryota, Fungi, Basidiomycota, Agaricomycetes, Russulales, Bondarzewiaceae. The transcript is spliced from 3 exons. The record is from RefSeq and is a predicted model, not a curated record.
GGGGAAAAUAGCGCGACGAGCGAUCUUUCCACUUCGAUACUGUCAGAGGAUUCGACAUACUACCCUCCUCCGCCCGCGGAGAAACCGCUCCCUCCAACGAUUGUUCCACCCUCAGACCAUGCACACACGCUGACUCAAAUGUCUGCUGAAGAACUCAGAGCACUCUGGGGGCGCGUUGGUGUGCAGAUAUGCGAGGUCGCAACAACGCUACACGAACGUUCCAAGAAGACGCUCAUCGGAGACGGGUCGUAUGCAGGCUUCGUCGCAGCCGUCCUCGCGCAGGUACCAAAUGCUCAACAACCGCCAAUGGACGGGGUCGAAUAUGGCUAUCUCGUAUACGCGCAGAGUGGCGCAUCGGUGCACACGCGCGCGAGCGAGAUAAUGCCAGGGGACAUCAUCGUUCUGGAGGGUGCAAAGCUGAAGGGCCACAAGGGGCUGCACGCGUAUACCACUGUAGCGGGAGAAGGGGCCCCUUGCAUCGGCGUCGUGUGCGAGUUUGAGACGAAGAAAUUGAAGGUGAGGUCGCUGCAGGCGAACCAGCAUGUUGGCCAAGCGACCGUGGAAUCCGUGAGCUACAAGCUAGAAGACUUGAAGAGCGGUUUAAUUAAAGUGUAUCGCGCUCUAGAGGCAUAAUUGAUUGGCCCUUGUCAAUCUCGGACAACAGGAGAAGUCAUGGCGAAACUAUUGUCAUUUGUAUUUUACAUCUUUCUGAACGGUCGUUGGAUUUUUGUGUAUGACCUUUGGGGUUUAUAUUCCCUAAAGAUCG